This is a messenger RNA of Penicillium coprophilum, 1863 nucleotides long. Its product is annotated as hexokinase family protein. Lineage: Eukaryota; Fungi; Ascomycota; Eurotiomycetes; Eurotiales; Aspergillaceae. Gene Ontology annotation, biological process: glucose 6-phosphate metabolic process; intracellular glucose homeostasis; glycolytic process. Gene Ontology annotation, cellular component: cytosol; mitochondrion. The transcript is spliced from 2 exons. Bases 1 to 1863 code for a protein of 620 amino acids. Gene Ontology annotation, molecular function: mannokinase activity; ATP binding; glucokinase activity. The record is from RefSeq and is a predicted model, not a curated record.
AUGGUUUUGCUCAACUCAUCGUCCAAGGACGAGCACAACAUGCAGAACGAUUCGAUUGAAGAUGGGGAACAUGAGGAUACCGGGUCGGAAUUAAACGCCAUUCAACAAGAACAUCUGGCGCAUCAUCAACAAUUGGAAGAAUUCUUGUCACCAUUGUCUCUGGAUGAAGCCGUGCUAUAUAAACUAGCUCGGCGGUUUUCUACCACAUAUCGCAACCUUGCCCUGACAUCAGACCAGCAGUUUUUGCCAACACCUGUGACUCAGCUUCCUACUGGUCGGGAAACUGGUCGCUAUCUAGCGAUCGAUGUAGGAGGCAGCAACCUUCGAGUCGCUUUUAUCGAGUUGCUUGGAGAAGCCGUGGAUUCCGACAUUCGAUUUACAGAUGCCACAGAAAGGUCACAGGACACCAUCCGGAAAGCCCAGCGCCAGCGGGUGAAGCGAACGCUAGAACGAGCUUGGCCUAUCCAAGAGCAUUUUAAGAAGGACAAGGCCGAGGAUCUAUUUUCUUGGAUCGGUGAUUGCAUUGCGGAGGUGAUAGCAGAGAGUCUAUCAUCGGAUGCCACUAAAAAGGAUAUUCCGGCCGAAUUAGAUAUGGGAAUUACGUUCAGUUUCCCCAUUAUGCAAGAAUCAUUGGCAGAAGCCACAUUAAUGCCCAUGGGAAAAGGCUUCGCUAUGUCAUCAAAUCUCAAUCUUGGCCAGAUCCUUCUGAAUGGAUAUGACAAACACACAAGGCGCCCUGAUGAUGAAGAUGAACCUUCCACCAAACGUCGAAAGCUUUUCGCAUUACCAAAACUGAAAAUUCAAGCUAUCACCAAUGACACAGUGGCCACGCUAGCUUCCCUUGCAUACAAGGUCAAAUCUCUACCAAACAGUAGAGUCGCCAUGGGUAUCAUUGUGGGCACUGGCUGUAACGCGACCAUCCCAAUGAAGCUCAAUGCAUUGCACGAAUCUAAGGCCAAAGCUGUGAAUAUAAUGGAACCUAGCGCUGUGGAGACUAUCGUCAAUACCGAGUGGACUAUUUCUGGUGCUGCACCACCGCUCAAGGAGCUCAAUGUAACCACGAAAUGGGAUAUCGAGCUAGACCGGGCCUGUCCACGCCCAGGCUUCCAGCCCUUCGAAUACAUGACCGGAGGCCGCUACAUCGGUGAGCUGAUUCGCUUGAUCCUAUUUGACUACCUCACAACCGUCACCAAAUUAUCGAAAGGCUCCCUUCCUGCAAACCUCAUCCAAGCAUACGCCCUAACAACCACAUACAUCUCCGACCAUGUCGCCAAAGCCCGAUCUGACAACGACCUCGCCCAAGACUUGAAUAAAUCUCUCCCUCCGCCAGAGAGUAGUGACUGGCGCUGGGAUGACCGAGCCGCGGGCGCAUUCAGAAAGAUUGCUCGUACGGUACAGAGACGAUCAGCUGGGCUGAUCGCCGCUGCAGUGGUCGGACUCCUAUCCUGUGCUCGCGAGAUCGAACUCAAGGAAGACAGCAACAGCAGCUCACCUGAGAAUCCCGCUUCGCCCCAGAGCAACGGUGACGCCAUUACUGAAUUUUUCCGUGCACCAGACGCUGCCGCUGCAAGCCUCAACUCUUCCGCUGUUGCUGCCAAUCACGCAGCUCAAGAACAUGUCGUCCCCGUCAUCGAUCCCACGCCAAUAGAUUGGCAGUCUGGUCCUGAGGAGCUCGUCGUAGCUUACACUGGUGGCAUUAUCCAACAUUACCCGCAAUUCAAGGAGAUGUGCCAGCAAUACAUUGAUCGCCUUAUCAUGCGGACUGGUCCGCAACGAGGUGGUAAGUCUGUUUUCUUGCGGGAGGCCUGCGACGGUGGUGUCAUUGGCGCUGGUGUUUUGGCUGGCAUGGUUGUUCGGAAAUGA